Drosophila rhopaloa is the source of this 2830-nucleotide messenger RNA. Its product is annotated as oligopeptidase A. Gene Ontology annotation, biological process: proteolysis; peptide metabolic process. Bases 125 to 2323 code for a protein of 732 amino acids. Gene Ontology annotation, molecular function: metalloendopeptidase activity. NCBI's taxonomy places the organism in Eukaryota, Metazoa, Arthropoda, Insecta, Diptera, Drosophilidae. The transcript has 2 exons. The record is from RefSeq and is a predicted model, not a curated record.
CUUGCUUUUUGGUCCAGGCGUGUUGUGGUUGUGUAAACGCCGCUGGCCUUCUUUUCUGAAUCCAAAAUUCCGGUGAACUGUUACCGGAAUUGUACAUAUCUGGAUCUACGACUGCCUCUAGGACAUGCUGAACCUUCUGCGACGGCGUCCGGCGUCAGUGCCCCUCAUCCGGGCCGCGUUUAGCGCUCCUUUGCACACAGCUGAAAGCCGACCAGGUUACAUAGUGCUAGUUCCGGAAAUUGGCGAGGAGGGUCCGCUGGGCGAGGGCGUGCUCAAACCCGACGGACUGCCCGCCUUCAGUGACAUCACCAUCGAAAUGUGCCUGGGCGCCAUUGGCCAACAGGCGUCGGCGGUCGAGAACUCUGUGAAAGCGCUGGAGAGUGACCUGCAGAAUGGCAAGCAGCUGGAUGCAGGCGGCAUCUUCCGGGAGCUGGACACUGUCACAGGGCCUCUGGAAACGACAUGGGGUGUGGCCAAAGCACUGUACCUGGGUAAUUCCACGCUGAUUCCCACCAAAUCUUACAUGAACAUCCACGAGCGGGCGCGUAAUGCCCGGGCGGCAAAGUUCUGCAACCGUACGGUGUACAAGGCUCUCCAGGAUGGAUCCGCCGAAUCCGGGCCGGACGAACAGCGCCUGCGGCAGAAAUUCCUGCUGGAAGGCAAGCUUAACGGGCUCACCCUAGACAAAGAUAAGCAGGACGGGCUGAAGGAGCUGCUGACCCAUUUGGGUCGCGAAAGGGCUAACUUUAAAAACAAGGUCAACAUGGCUGUACACUCGUUCGGUCAAGUGAUUACCGACUUCAACCUCGUAAGGGAUUUCCCGCCUCCUCUUCUAGAGGCAACGGCACGUGAUCCCGGCCAGCCGCUGGAAGGUCCCUGGAAGAUUACGCUCCAGCCUCAAGUGGUCGACGGUUUUCUAAAGCACUGCCCUGAACGACUGCAGCGCUGGAACGUUUGGCGGGCCAGCGUUCUAAAGGCUUCCUCGCAGCAGGAAAAAUCGCUGGAGAACAGCACGCACUUAGAAAAGAUUCGCGGAUUACGCAAGCGACAGGCGAAUCUUUUAGGCUACGCCAACUUUGCGGACAUGUCCAUGCAGACAAAGAUGGUGGGGAGCGUGGACAACCUGAAGCAGAUUUUUGCCAAGCUACUGAAGUUCGCCGGCCCUGCCCAAAGUGUCGAGCUGGAUAAGCUGCAGAGAUUCGCUCAGGACAGUGGCUGUGACUACAAACUGGAGGCAUACGACGUCGCCUACUGGCGUCGCAAGCAGCUGAUGGCGGAGCACGGUCUGCAGGAGCAGAAGCUUAGCGAGUUCUUUCCUCUGCCCCGUGUAAUAUCUGGAAUGUUUGCGCUAAGCGAGAAUCUCUUCGGCAUCCAGAUAGUGGAGCAGCCAAAUGCGGAAGUGUGGCAUCCUGCCGUGAAGUUCUACGAUGUGUUCGAUGCUGAUUCGAGUAAUAGUUCCACUCCGGUGGGCGGCUUCUACGUUGACUGCUACUCCAAGGAGCACAAGUUCGGCAGGAACAACGGCUGGAUGGUGGGCAUACGGAAUAGCAAUAGAUCCGCUGGUUUGACGCCCCUCUGUGCACUGAUCUUCAACUUUUCGGAGCCGCUGAGAAGUUCAGCGGAUGGUAGACCCCCACUCCUGGGCUACGAUGAUUUGCAAAUGCUGUUUAAGACUUUCGGAAGCGGACUGCAGCACCUGCUCACACAGGCGGGCUAUAGUGACUUGGCGGGACUCUCGAACAUUGAGUGGGAUGCCUCGCAGGUGUCCGGUCAUGUGAUGAGUAACUUCCUGGACGACCCCACUGUGAUCAGAAGCCUGUCCGGGCAUUUUAGCAGCGGCGAGCCUUUAGAAGCUGAGCUUUCCCAAAAGAUGCGACUGUUAAAGACCCAGCUGGCCGGGUAUAAUCUCUGCCAAGACUUGUACUUGGCGGAUCUUGACGUGGAGCUGCACCGCUCGAAUGCCUUCUGGCUGGAGAUUGUGCGCAAGCUAUGGCCCGUAUAUCACAGCAUGCCGCUGGACAAGAAGGACGCGCACCCUUGCUCCCUCACGGACAUUUUUGCCGGAGAUUGGGCGGCCGCCCAGUUUAGCCAUCUGUACUCCCGCCUUAUAGCCGCCGACAUAUCGAGCAGCUUUGCAGAGCAGCGAAGCGAGAAGAACUACGCGGAGGUUGGCCGGCGCUACAAGCAGACUUUCCUCAGCUCCGGCGGAUCCGUUCCCACGGCGGAAGUAUUCCGCCGCUUCCAGGGUCGCGAUCCCUCAGGCGAGGCUCUCCUCAAGUCCUUGGAUAUAUUCGAGCUCUCCCAAACCACGGACAGCAAUUAAGGGUCAUGCCCUGAACCGCAAAAACAUUAUCUUCUGUGUGUAGUCAACUGAUAAGCCUGAUCGAUGGGAGUGGUCGACUCAUUUGGCACUAAUUCUUAGGGGAAAGUAAUCGUUGGAGUAUUUGAAACACUUUUACUAUAGGUUUUAAAAUAUAUUUUGUUAAAUAAUGUUAAAAGGUAAAAAAAUACAUGUACUUAUUUAAAGUAUAUUUAAAUUUAAUUUUGUUCAAUGGCUUUAAUAAUGUACAAUGUUAUAUAUAGCAUAUUUACAAUGCCAAACUAUUUGCAAAAGAAUUUUUUACUUUCCCCCUAAGAUUAUUUAGUCGUCAGGUCGAUCUAGCCAGUGGCAGUCGGAUUAUGUGAUAGCGAUCGCGUGAGUCAGGCGGGAUCUUAUCGCAGGUGUGCAGGUGGUGUCGACAGCCGGCAUCGUUUAACCACCCAGAUAAAACACAAAAUUGUUGCUUUAUUUAAAUAAUACUUUAAUAAUAAAUUGCAUAAAUUUAUAACA